Messenger RNA from Cryptococcus amylolentus CBS 6039, 267 nucleotides. RefSeq lists its product as hypothetical. The transcript has 2 exons. Bases 1 to 267 code for a protein of 88 amino acids. Lineage: Eukaryota; Fungi; Basidiomycota; Tremellomycetes; Tremellales; Cryptococcaceae. The record is from RefSeq and is a predicted model, not a curated record.
AUGUCGCCUCCCUCCACCUUCGAGCCGCCCCCUCUCCGGCCUCACUCGGCGCUCGAGCUGUACCUAGCCUCCGCGCUCAUGUUCCUCAUCUCUGCGCUAGCUGCCCUCUUAGCCGCUUCCUAUGUGUACUGCCCUGCCCAUAUAUGGUGGAUACAGCCCCUAUGCGAGGACACGCACUACAAGUAUCUGGCGCCGCUGCUGGUACCCGUGACUGUGUGGUUUGCAUUCGCCAACUGGUUUGGUUGGGAGUACUUCCGUUAUGCGUAG